Messenger RNA from Clupea harengus (Atlantic herring), 1688 nucleotides. It is a transcript of the gene aurkb, whose product is annotated as aurora kinase B. Gene Ontology annotation, molecular function: ATP binding; protein kinase activity. Lineage: Eukaryota; Metazoa; Chordata; Actinopteri; Clupeiformes; Clupeidae. The record is from RefSeq and is a predicted model, not a curated record. Gene Ontology annotation, biological process: protein phosphorylation.
ACAACGGUUGCAUUUGAAAACCUUGGCGGUGCAUUCCCUGAGCAGUGUUGUAUGCAGGAACUCGUUUUGGUAGCACGUCGUUUUUAAUCCUCUUCCCGAUCUAAGGGGUUUACAUUUUAGUCCCGUAUAGUUAUUGGAGAGCUGUACUUGUUGGAUUUGAAUUAUGCAGAAUAAAGAGAAUCGCGAGCCCAAGGGUCCAACAGGGCUUGUUGCAGGACCUCAGCGAGUGGAGAUAAGUCAUGCUUCAGACAGCUCAAAUAAGAAUAUCAUCACGGGUCCAGGAAGAGUGCAAGCUAGUUCCUCCUCUCAAAAGAGGUUAACUAUAAAAGAUUUUGAUAUUGGUCGUCCACUUGGCAAAGGAAAGUUUGGCAAUGUGUACCUGGCACGCGAGAAGAAGCUGAAGGUCAUUGUGGCUUUGAAAGUGCUUUUCAAGUCCCAGAUGGAAAAGGAGGGAGUAGAACAUCAGCUCAGGAGAGAGAUUGAGAUUCAGUCUCACCUCAGGCAUCCCAAUAUUCUCCGUUUCUACAACUACUUCCACGAUUCGGCACGAGUGUAUCUGAUCCUGGAGUAUGCUCCAAGGGGGGAAAUGUACAAGGAACUUCAGCGCUGUGGACGCUUCGACGACCAACGCACUGCCACGUACAUGGAGGAGCUGGCAGAUGCUUUGCAGUACUGCCAUGAGAAGAAAGUCAUUCACCGCGACAUCAAACCAGAGAACCUCCUGUUGGGUUUCAGGGGAGAGCUGAAGAUCGCUGACUUUGGAUGGUCUGUCCAUGCUCCUUCUUUACGGCGUCAGACCAUGUGUGGAACCCUGGACUACCUGCCCCCUGAGAUGGUGGAGGGGCACUCCCACAAUGAGAAGGUGGACCUGUGGUGUAUUGGGGUUCUGUGCUACGAGUGCCUUGUGGGGAACCCUCCAUUUGAGUCCGCUAGCCACUCAGAAACCUACAAAAGGAUCACAAAGGUUGACCUGACGUUUCCCAAGGUGGUGUCUGAUGGGGCUCGGGACCUGAUCUCGAAGCUGCUUCGCCACAGCCCCAUGAUGCGUCUGCCCCUCAAGAACGUCAUUGAUCACCCCUGGGUGAAGGCCAACUCCCGACGCGUCCUACCUCCUGUUUGCAACCCCCGGGUGGAGGGUGUUUAAAUUGUGUUUGGGGAGACUGUUUUUUAUUUUUGACUCAUUUAAAUGCCCUGGCCUGUGCUGUACUAUAUAAACUGGGAUUCUAGCCUCGUGUUAACGUGUGGAUACAUACUCCCAAGGCUCAGGAGCUUUGAGAGCUGCUCAGGCUGCCAUUACAGCCACAAUAACUAAUGUAUGGUGGUUUGGAAGGUGGUUGUGUUUGUGGGUACCCCUUUGAGGUUAUUUUUUUACAAGGCUGACUUCAGUUAUUUGCUCUUUCUUGGCUUGCUAUAAAGAAUAUCUUACGAAGGGCUCCUUUUCACUGAUUUUUCAGUUUUUUUUUUUAUUUUUUAUUAUUGUUUUUAAACUAAAUAUUUGAGUUGUAUAUCACUGCCAUGUAGAUAUCUUUUAAAACCCACAACCAUGUACAAUUUGUACAUACGUCUUUUGUGUGUAGAAUACCUGUUGUGUCAACGAGUAUGGGAUUGGUUUUGUUCAGUUGUACGUGUCUUUUUCAUGUGUACCGUUUGUGGAUUAACGUUUGAAUAAAAUAUAGUGUCCUACCUAA